This is a messenger RNA of Funneliformis caledonium, 147 nucleotides long. NCBI's taxonomy places the organism in Eukaryota, Fungi, Glomeromycota, Glomeromycetes, Glomerales, Glomeraceae. The record is from the annotation of a GenBank genome assembly.
AUGAUCCUACGUCUUUACACUCCAUUUUGUAUAGAAAUUCCACUGAAAAGUAUCGAACUUGACCCUCCUCGUGAUCGGCAAGAGGGUCAAGGCAGAACUAUGAGGAGGGUCAAAUUUAAUACUUUUGCAGUUCCACCAGUACUCUGA